AUGGCAACUCCAGCGAUCACCAAAUCCAGAUUCGUUCUUCGAAUUUUCGCCAAUCCAGGAAUAUGCUCAACGCAGCAAACCAGAUCCAAUGCAAUCUGGAGCAAUGUGGAAAUGGGCCCACCUGAUGCCAUCCUGGGGGUGACAGAGGCUUUCAAAAAGGACACCAGUCCAAAGAAGAUGAACCUUGGAGUUGGAGCAUACAGAGAUGAUGCUGGCAAACCAUACGUCUUGCCGUCAGUCAAAAAGGCAGAAGAGGAGAUCCUUCGAGCUGGACUAGACAAGGAAUAUGCUGGCAUCACUGGUAUUCCAGAUUUUUCUAACUCGGCCAUUAAACUGGCAUUGGGUGCUGAUAGCCCAGUGUUGAAGAACGGACUGAAUGUGACAACUCAGGCAAUAUCUGGGACAGGAGCCCUGCGUGUUGGAGCUAACUUCUUUAACAAGUGGUAUUCAAAGAGCAAGACUUUCUGGAUCCCAACACCGUCCUGGGGCAACCACACACCAAUUUUCAAACAUGCAGGGUUGAACGUCAACUCCUACAGGUACUAUGACCCUAAUACUUGUGGCUUUGACUUCAAGGGAGCAAUAGAAGACAUUAAUAAAAUACCGGAAGGGGAUGUGAUUGUCCUUCAUGCUUGUGCCCACAACCCUACAGGUGUUGAUCCAAAGCCAGAGCAGUGGAGAGAGCUGAGUCAGGUGAUCAAGAAGCGCAAGCUGUACCCUUACAUCGACAUGGCCUACCAGGGCUUUGCUAGCGGUGACACAGACAAGGAUGCUUUUGCCGUGCGACAGUUCAUCAGUGACGGCCAUCAGGUUGCUCUGAGCCAGUCGUUCUCCAAAAACAUGGGACUUUACGGUGAACGUGUCGGAGCUUUCACCAUCACCUGUGCAGAUGCCGACGAAGCCGCCCGUGUUUUGUCCCAGGUUAAGAUCAUCAUCAGGCCGCUGUACUCCAACCCUCCAGUUCAUGGAGCUCGCAUUGCAGCCAAAAUUUUGAACACUCCGGACUUGAACAGUCAGUGGUUGAAGGAAGUGAAAGGCAUGGCUGAUCGCAUCAUCACCAUGAGGACCCGGCUUCGGGACGGGCUUAAGAGAGAAGGCUCAAGUCACAACUGGCAACACAUCACAGACCAGAUUGGCAUGUUCUGCUUUACUGGCCUGAAACCUGCCCAGGUGGAGAGACUGACCAAGGAGUUCUCCAUCUACCUGACCAAGGAUGGUCGGAUCUCUGUAGCUGGUGUCUCCUCUGGAAAUGUGGACUACCUGGCUCAUGCCAUCCACCAGGUCACCAAGUAA
This is a messenger RNA of Candidula unifasciata, 1293 nucleotides long. NCBI's taxonomy places the organism in Eukaryota, Metazoa, Mollusca, Gastropoda, Stylommatophora, Geomitridae. The record is from the annotation of a GenBank genome assembly.